Spirometra erinaceieuropaei is the source of this 717-nucleotide messenger RNA. The record is from the annotation of a GenBank genome assembly. NCBI's taxonomy places the organism in Eukaryota, Metazoa, Platyhelminthes, Cestoda, Diphyllobothriidea, Diphyllobothriidae.
AUGGCGGCUGAGCAACUGCGAUUCGGUUGUCCUGACGACGAGUCUGUUAGUGGUCUCCUACUCAAAGACGUUCCUCUAACCACCGGCUCUGGUACCAUACUUUGUGACGUCUCAACUCUCUUUCAUCGCCCUUUCGUGCCCGCCUCGAUGCGUCCAGCUGUAUUUCAAACUUUGCAUGGACUCUCCCACCCUGGGAUCCGAGCCUCUCAAAAGCUCCUCACGGAAAGGUUUGUCUGGCCCGGCAUGAGCAAGGAUGUCAAAGCUUGAACCCGGUCGUGUCUGACCUGCCAACGCAACAAGGCGCGGCGUCACAACAUAUUCCAACCACGCACUUUCCCCAGUCCCGACUCACGGUUCAGCCAUGUGCACCUGGAUGUCGUAGGCCCCUUGCCUCCAUCCAGUGGUUUCACCCACCUCCUUACCUGUGUUGAUCGAUAUACCCGCUGGGCUGAAGAUAUUCCUUUGCCGAAUACGCAGGCUGAAACCAUCGUGAAGGCCUUCGUCAGUCGUUGGGUCGCCAUGUUCGGUGUCCCAUCCACGGUUACGACUGAUCGUGGUGCCAGUUUUAAGUCGGCACUCUUCCAAACGCUACUCAGUUUCCUUGGCUGCACGCGCAUUCGAACGGCAGCCUACCACCCAGCUGCCAACAGUAUGGUUGAGCGUCUCCAUCGCCAGCUAAAGACCGCCCUUAGUGCCGUAGAAGACGCAGGAAACUAG